Messenger RNA from Larimichthys crocea (large yellow croaker), 5641 nucleotides. It is a transcript of the gene cfap65, whose product is annotated as cilia and flagella associated protein 65. The transcript has 35 exons. Gene Ontology annotation, cellular component: sperm flagellum; cytoplasm. Lineage: Eukaryota; Metazoa; Chordata; Actinopteri; Sciaenidae. The record is from RefSeq and is a predicted model, not a curated record. The coding region runs from base 131 to 5374 and encodes 1747 amino acids. Gene Ontology annotation, biological process: sperm axoneme assembly.
GUUGCCAUGGCAACGCGGUGGCGGACAAACUUCUCAAGCCCAUUGCGGGAGUGUUUCUGUCGGUGUUUUCACUCCCCAAAUCAAAUAAACAACACUUACAAGUUAUAUUCUUUGACGUUUGAAAGGAGGCAUGUUAGCUGAGGCUCGGGGUCCUGACCGCUUAGGUUCAGGAUCACCAUGGAAGACCUCCACCGCUGGGAAAGAUAUCAAAAGGCAACAGGGUGGAAAGCACCAGCGACAAGCAUCCAGCCAAGGAGGAAGCUGCUUCUUAGGUCUGGAAAUGAAACCAGAGCUGGUCUGGGAGGACUGGGACCUACAAAGAGAGUUCACCAAGACAUUAGUGUUAAAGAAUAUUCAUAGCAAGCUGCAGAAGCUACACGUCAGGCCUCCAGUAUCCAAGUUUUUCACCACCAUGAUUCACCAGACAAUUGUUCUCAGCCCAGGGACUUCUUUCUCAGUACCAGUCACCUUUAGACCAGUCCAGAGGUGUGAGUACGAGGACAGCAUUGAGUUUCAAAGUAAAGAUGGCAGCUUCCAAGUAUACCUCCAUGCCACCAUUCCCUGCCAUGCCCUGGAGGUGCCUGACUCUGUGCUGCUGCCACUCUGUGCUGUUCAACACUCCAAACAUACCACUUUCCUGCUCAGAAAUGUCAGUAAACUCCAGACAUACUUUCAGUGGGAUUGCACAGCACCAUUCCAACUAAGCCCUGAGCAAGGCCUGUUGAAGCCUGGCCAGCAGUGUCACAUCACAGUGGUAUUCCGGCCACAAGAGGCACUGGUCUACCAGCAACAGGUCUACUGCUGGUUUGGAGAAGAAGAGGACAAGGCAGAGAGCUGCUGCACUGUGCUCCUGCAGGGGCUAGCCAAGUACCCCUGUCUGCAGCUGAGAAAUCCAUGUACCAAGGUUGAAAAAGAACAGUGUGAUCCAUUGCUGCACUUUGGCUCUGUGGCUGUCGGCCAAAGCUUGCAGAAACACUUUGACAUCUUCAACCCCUGUCCUGUGACUGCAUCUUUCUCUGUUUCACGGCUGUCCAAUGGGGUGCCUCUGUUGGGGUCAGAGUUCAGCUGUGAUGUGACUAGGGGUAAGGUGGCACCUGGUGGAUCAUUACGGGCUACAGUCACCUAUACUCCUGCUGUGGUGGAUACUGUCUCUGUUGAUUACCUAUCUCUAAAAUGUAGAGGGGCGCUCAAUAACAUACUGCUUAAACUCACUGGAAACUGUGAAGGUCCCAAAGUUUCAUUCUCCACCUCUGUGGUGGACUUUGGCUGUGUUGAGGAAGGAGGAACAGUCGUACAGACUGUGAAGCUGGUUAAUUCUUCGUCAGUUGAGGCUAUCUUCCAAUGGGACCUGGACUGCAGUGGGCACAGUGUGUUCAGCAUCCAGCCAGCAAGUGGCAUUGUAUUGCCACAUAGCCAUACCACGCUAAAGGCAGUCUAUAGACCCACACAGCCUAUUGCACAUCACAGGAGAGUGGCAUGUCUCAUACUGCACAGGGACCCCAUGUUCUGUGACCUGAUUGGUACCUGUCACUCAGAGCUCCAGCAGUCAGCCAUACUGAAACCUGAACACUUGGUACUGUACAAGCUCCACUGGUACCGCAGGCAGGACCCAUUAGACACUCUCAGUGUCAUGCAGCAAGAUCAGGAUAAACAGAGACUGCUCUGCCCCCUGGAGGAGCAGUCACACCAGAGACCAGAGAAUGCUGCUCCUUCUCCCAUGGAGGAAUAUUACCAAUCCUGCUUGGGGCGCAUGGAUCCCCUCUCCUCCACUUUAUCAUCAACACAUGUAUCCGUGGUGCCCAGUGAGCUACUGUUUAAUCACAAAAUGUCCUCUUUGUCUACUUCAUCCACUUCCAGUCAGUCUGUCUCCAUCACCAAUCACACUAGGGGGAAACUCAGCUUGGUGUGGACUGCUGCCCAAGACUCUCCAUUCUCUAUAUCUCCCUCAUUGUGUGACUUGGCUCCAUUGAAGUCCACCUCAUUCAGAGUGACCUAUGACCCUGCGCAGCUCAAUACUCUGCACGCAGCACAACUUGAGUGCUUUGCAUACUAUAAGAAUCAGCAUACAGAGGAGCCACUGCUGUGUCCACCCUGGUGUGUGACUGUCAGAGUUGUAGGCCACUCCUUUCAGCCAGGCAAAGAGCAUUUCAUCCCAUGCUGCUCCCUGAAGCCCCAACGAGUGGUGUUUCCAGCCCUUAGUGUUCUUUCCUAUCGGACAGUGCUCCUCCAAAAUUGUGGAGACUUGCCACUCACUUUCUGUCUGGACCACAGCUCAGACCCUGCCUUGGCAGAAUCUGUGUCUGUAAUUCCGAGCUGUGGUUUGAUUCAGCCUGGGAAUCACCAAAUCCUCACCCUCAGAACAACUCCCACAGAAGACAGUCCCAAACAGGGGUACAGUGUACGCCUUCAGCUCAAUUCAGCCAAACACACAAAGGAACUGGCAGUCGUCAGUGUGGUGGAAAAGCUGUGUGUGUCUCUGGAAGGAGAUGGCAGUUUAUAUUUCCACCCAACAGCAGUGGGCUCAGGGACGCAGCGCACCCACCUCAUCAGGAACCUUAGUUGCCUACCUCUGCGAUUCCAGUGGAGCAUUCCAGAGUCAGACCAGGAGCUUAUCUCUGUUGAACCAGAUGCCGGUGAACUGCAUCCUAAUGAGAGCUCGGCCCAGAUAUGGUCCUUCAGCCCACUGGCACAACAAACAUACACACUCAAACCUAGUCUCACCUUCUGGCCGAUCCAGACACCUGGGUGUAACAAGUCAAAGCUUUCCCUUAAAGUAAUAGGAAUGGGCUCUAAAGGCUUCAUAAAGGCAGAAAAGGCGUUUCUGGAUGUUGGGGAGAUUCUGGUGGGAAGCUAUCGGUUAAUUGAGGUUCCUCUUGUGAACAGCAGUCCCUGUCCUGUCCCCUUUUGUCUCUCUGUGCAGCAGAUACUUCUGGAUGAGGAACCUAUUCAUGAUCCCAGAACUGCACCAACCCUAAAGCUGGAUUGUGAGAGGGGAACAAUCGCUUCACACUCCACAAUGCUGCUUCGAUCCACCAUCAGACCACAGAGACAAGCCCAGUACCUGUGGACUAUCAGCUACCAGACAUUGAAUGCCAGUGGUUUUGUGUCAUCCCCUCCCCAAGCACUGUGUGAGGUACGAGCUAACGGCGUGUUUCCCACCCUAAAGGUGAUCGAUGUCUUCGGCAGUGGCAGUGUCGACAAACUUAGCAAGGUGCAUCUGUGGAAACUCUUCUCAUUGGACAGCCUCAACAAGCACCUGCUCUCCAACCCCUCCCCUGUAGAACUCACUUAUACAACCCCCACCAGACACAGUCUGCGCUCGUGUCCUUCCAUCUUCACCAAAACCAUGCUGGAUCUCAACUUUAGUGCUGCUCCACUGACUUCAGACCACUCAACUUUUGUGUUGAUGUUUCACAACCCAGGCCCCAUCCCUGUAGACUGGUCAUUCCUGUUUCCAGAGGACCAACUGAUAGAGUUAGAGUACUGGGCAGAGACAGGAGAGUUCAGCAGCACGGAGCUGUACCAGAUGAAGGUUCAGGACAACCAUGUGUUCAGCGUUUCUCCCCGUUCUGGAACUUUGCUCCCUGGCCAGCAGAGGGCAGUACACUUCAGCUACAGCCAUGACUUUGCUGGGACAGAUCGGUUUCCUGUCGUAUUCAAACUUUCUUAUGGCAGAGAGAUCAUGCUGAACUUUCAAGGGGUGACGGUGGAAAGAGACAGAUCAUAUCUUCACUUUGCCUCCAAACAACAUGUCUUUACUCCUGUAACUAUUGGGGACUGUACUCCUCCAAGGCAGGUGUAUGAACUGCACAAUGGUGGUGCAUUGCCGGUCCGUUAUGAGGUAGACUCGGCUGUGUUGUCACAGCUACAGGUGGACAACUUUAACCAUCCACUGCUGUGCUGCCUCAAUCCAGAAGGAGAGGUCCUACCUGGGGAGACGGCCAGAGUGGAAUGGAUCUUCUCUCCAUUGGAGGCUAAAAUGUACCACAUGGAUAUUCCUAUCCACGUCCAGGAUGGGGACUCCACGCUGGUGAGGUUUGAAGGACGUGGGCUUUAUUCUCCCACAGUGGGUUCUAAAAAUCCAUUUACCUCUAGGGAUACUCGAGAGACACCUGAGCCCUGUGUCCAGAGGCUGCCCUUUCCAGGACAGUUGGUAUUCCUGUCUGAAGACAAUGUCUCGCUAGGCAACAUCCCUGUGUGCUCAAGAUUUUCAAGAAUCCUCUUCCUGACUAAUGUGUCUCACACAGACACUGUCCACUAUUCUUGGGACUUGCUCAAGCAGAGCAAUCAGCAGGUGUUGCAGAUCUAUCCAGAGCAAGGUAGUCUGUGUCCAGGGGAAAGUGCCCUUUGUGUCCUUACCUUCACUUCUACCGACUACCCCACUUGUUAUCAGCUAGAUGUCAUAUGCCAGGCUAUUCAGGAAGCCACACUGACUCGGUAUCGUGAUGCUUUGCAGCGUUGGGAGGAAGAGAAAGAGAGACAGCAAAAUGAAUUCACUAUUACAGACAAAACCCUUCCAGAAAACCAAGGAGUUAUGACAGAUAAGGAACUUGUAGCAUCUCCAGUAAGAAAAGGGCCACCACUCAGGAAAUACAAGACUCUUCCUCCUAUUUGUGCCAGUGGUAGCUGUGAAACAGUGGGUACCAUUUGUACCAAGAUAACAAGAGCUGAGCGGAAGGCACAGCGAGAAACAGCAAAAGCAUGGAAGUGCCCUGAACCCCCCCAUCCUGCUCUGCUGCAUCUGGGAGUUACAGCACACUCCCAUGAGCUUCUGGAGUGCUACACACACUUCCCCAACCAGUUCAAUGAGCACUAUAGUAUCCAGUCAGUCAAGCCCCAACAACCUGAAACCGCAUCUUCACGCACAUCCCUCCCUGCUGGGCAGCCUUCACCAACACAUGGCCCUGUGAGAGACAUCACCACACACGUACUCACCUCUUUGCUCAGGGGCAUACUUGAUGAUCCAGCCUUUUCCCAGACUCUGAUUACUUCGCCAUCCAAGCCCAUCACCUACCAGCAACAAGAAACUUCUUCUCACCCUGCAGUCCAACCUCAGUUUCAGUUCAGCGGGACAGUCGCUGGGCAGAGGGAACAGCACAGCGCAGUGGACAGUGAGAGCACUGCAGGAUGUUCAGAAACCAAAUCCCACACACAGAAUACACUGCAUGCGGAACAUGUGUCUGCUGACAUAUGUGAGGAUGUUUUGCUGAACACCCUCCAGAACCUGAUGAUGGAAGCUGUCAGAGGAGAGCUUGUACUUACAGCGCACCCACGCAGUGUUAUCUUGCCACCUGUUUCUACCAGAACCAGGAGGACGUCCAAAGCCAUGGCUGAGGAGAGAGAGAGGAACAGAAAAGAACCAGCAGGAAUUUGAGUCCCACCAUCAAUCCAACAUCCCAGAGGUCUGCUUCCCUCUGCGAUCUUCAUUAAAAUCCAACUUUUUGUCCAUCGGCCUUCUUUUUUUCCAUCUUCACUCUCCUGUAUCCCAGUCAGUGCCAUCCAUUGUUUGUCCUGCUCCUCCCUAACUAUUGUUGGCUGCUUCUAUAGGACUUGCAAACGAUUUCUUCAUUGUUAAAACAAUUUGCAGUGUAAAUUAAGCUGGACCCAUGAGUUGAUAUAUUUAUACAACAACUGACUCAAA